AUGGACCCUGCUCUACGUGGAGACGCCAUCCGAGCUCUUCGGCUAGGACUCACCUUCGCUGAACAGAGUCUGCAAUACUUGGUGCCGGCACCGUCUGCGCAGUCUCGGCCCCCAAUCCCGCGCCGUCCCCAUAACGGCAUGUUGGAUUCUCGAGUGACCCGCUCCCGCUCCCCACAAGCCAAUCGAGCAGAAGUGGUACUCAACCGUGGGCGGAUGCGGCAGCGGCCAACCCACCGCCGUCGCUCCCCCUCCCCGCUUCGUCGCGCCUCCCCCAAGCGGCGUGGUGCAAGAGGACGCCCGCAACCCCCAACCAGGCACCCAGCUCGCAUCGUAUCCCAUAGUGCUCGCCCUCCCACGGCACACAGCCACGGGGGACCAGGUACCCUUGCAGGGUCACAGGCUCGUGUGCCUAGCCAUCCGAGGCGCUCGCAGACCGAGCAAACCAGGUCAGGCAACCCGACCAGUGGUCCUAACCCACCAAUUGGGCUUUGCAUCCGUGGCGCCCGAGGAGCCACAUCUGCCACAGGUGGGCAAGCAGUCCACGCAGCAAUGGCCCUUCUCUCCCCGACUUUUGCCUGCCUCCAGCCGGUAUUUCAUGUCACGCAAGUAGGGGAAGGUUCAUCUUCGUAUGUACUUGUGGGACACCACGCUUUCCAGGACAUCGCGACGUUGGUUAGCAUUCUACGGGAGCUCCAGGCUGGUAACGGCGGACGGAUGGCCACCGCUAUCGGGGACAUCCAUGUGGAGGCCGCGGACACGGAUAUCGGACAUGAGGCAGCCAGACGGCUGGCUGUGGUGAGUGAGUCUGGCGACACUCCCGAGGACCCUAACAUGGUUGAGCCGCAUGCAUGUCUAAGGCCUGCAGCGGAUGGCAACACGGAGCCUGCCCAGCGCACAUCCGACCCAACCACCAGCAACAUGGCUGAACAACAUGCCGAUAUGCCUGAUUCGAGCGACACAGUGAGAGCCCCGGUCGCGGCUGAAGCUCCCAUAGUUCCGGCUGCCGCGUUCAACGCUGAGUCGGGGAGUGGCCCCACCCCCCCGCCCGAGGCGGUGCCUCCGCCUUCCCACUCACCUGAACAUGUUGGUUUUCCGCCGUCUUCGUUGCCCUUGAGUCGUGAGGAGCCCGUCCCUCAUCCCGUCCUGCCCUCAUCAGGUCAUGCCCCGCACCCUGCCCCGGCUGACGCUGUUGAUGGCGCCCCGCCCCGUCACUCCCUGCCCUCUUCUGCCAGCCCCGCCUCUCCCGGAUCGGCGGGUAUCGCUCCUAUGACCCCUCCAGUGGACUGCGAGCUUACACCCCAACUCAGGGGUGUGGAGUAUGUGCUGGGCCCCAACUGCCUACUGCCAGUCACCAGUUGCACUAGCUGUUUGCAGCCUUUCGAGGCGGGCGAGACGCUCGUCCGGUUGGUUUGCAUGCACUACUUUCACAAGGAGUGUGUUACGAGAUGGUUCUCCUCUCCCAUCCAUGGCCACCGCUGCCCGAGCUGCAACGUCAAUCUGAUCGGUUUGGACGGCUGA
This is a messenger RNA of Symbiodinium sp. CCMP2592, 1518 nucleotides long. NCBI's taxonomy places the organism in Eukaryota, Dinophyceae, Suessiales, Symbiodiniaceae. The record is from the annotation of a GenBank genome assembly.